Molecule: messenger RNA, 2291 nt
Organism: Schizophyllum commune H4-8
Lineage: Eukaryota; Fungi; Basidiomycota; Agaricomycetes; Agaricales; Schizophyllaceae
Product: alcohol oxidase
Exons: 13
Coding region: 174-2111 (645 amino acids)
Molecular function (GO): flavin adenine dinucleotide binding; oxidoreductase activity, acting on CH-OH group of donors
Source: RefSeq, a predicted model, not a curated record
CAGGGCUGAUGCCCGGCUUGCCGUCUCAAGUGGUCAAGUGACAUACGCCAAUCACGACGAUCCGAAGGGUGCGGGGCCCGCGCGACAUAUAUAUGUGAGGCCGACAUACGACAGCGCUCCUGUCUCCCUGCACACCGUCCAUCAUCUCAGCCAUUCUUCUGAGCUCAAGCAUCAUGGAGCUGGGCCGGUUGCAUGAGAGCCUCCGUCCGCUUUUGGACAUCUUCGCGCGCCGGUCGCGGGGUCGCGUGGUGUGGGCGUCGGCGACGUUGGCUGCGCUGUCCAUCGUGCUGGGCUACUAUGCGCGUCGGCCGAGCCGGAAAGGAGUCGAGGACCUCGCUUCUGCUGCGAGGAAGGCGCGCAAGACGACGGAAGUCGUCAACUUCGGCGAGUACGACUUCAUCGUCGUGGGCGGAGGAACGUCUGGAUGCGUGCUGGCUUCACGCCUGAGUGAGGAUCCAGCUGUGCGCGUACUGGUAUUGGAGGCUGGCGGGAGCGGAAAGGCAUUGCUGUUUUCUCGGUGGCCGUCGACGUACUCGCUGCUUUGGCGGAAUCCGAAGCACGUCCAUCAGAUGUAUACCGUGCCGCAACCGCAUGCAGGCGGUGUGAGCAAGUUCUGGCCGAGAGCGAAACUGCUAGGAGGAUGCUCUGCUAUCAAUGCCAUGAUGGCUCAGUAUGGCGCGCCCCAGGACUUCGACGAAUGGGCGCGAAUCACUGGCGAUGAGUCCUGGGCUUGGGGUAACUUCCGGAAGUACUUCGCCAAAUUUGAGAAAUGUCUGCCCGACGCCCAGUACCAUAAGGAGCACGAUAUCUCGUAUCGCGGGGCGACGGGGCCGCUCAGGGUGGGCUAUCUCACUACCUUCACGGAGGUGGCAGCUGCUUUCGUCGAGUCUUGCGUGAACGCGGGCAUCCCGCGUACGCCUGAUUUCAAUGGACCGAAUGGCACGGAAGGGGUGAAUAGGGUGAUGACCUAUGUGGAUGACAGCCGACAGCGUGUCUCGUCAGAGACGGCAUACCUGACGCCCGACGUGCUCGCGCGACCGAACCUUAGGGUCGUCACCCAUGCGCAGGUGACGAAAGUGCUAUUCGAUCAGACCUCCGACGUGCCUCGUGCGACGGGGGUCGAGUUCGCAUACUCGAAGUCGGGCCCGCGAUUCAGUGCGCACGCGAAGAGGGAGGUCAUCCUGUCCGCUGGUGCCGUUCAGACUCCGCAGAUUCUUCUCCUGUCCGGCGUCGGGCCCGCCGCACACCUCGCAGAACACGGCAUUCCUGUUGUCCGCGACCUCCCUGCCAUCGGCGACCAUCUCGUCGACCACCCCAUUGUAGACCUGCACUUCAAGCGAAAGAAGAAUGACUCGCUCAAGUACUUUCUGCCAUCAAGUGUUGGCGAGGCUAUCCAGCUCUUGCCUGUCGCUUUGAGGUACGCUUUCUUUGGUGAUGGGCCGAUGGCGACGAACAUGGGCGAGUGCGCUGCCUUCAUCCGCGUGGAUGACCCAAGGCUAUUCCCGGAUUCCAAGGAGAAACUAGGUGAUGCGCUCUCGGAGAAGGGGGCACCAGACGUCGAGUACUUUGCCACGCCCUUGGCGUACAAGCAGCACGCCAAGGAGAUGUUUGAUGUGCAUACCUAUGGUGUGCACUGCUACCUGUUGAGGCCGCGCAGCACGGGGUCCAUUCGCCUUCAAUCUGCUGAUCCAUGGGCUUACCCGGUUGUCAAUCCGAACUAUCUCAAAGACCCUCGAGACGUCCACACCCUCCGUCGCGGCGUGCGCCUUUUGACGCGCGUCGCCCAGACACCGCCAGUUUCCGAUGCGCUCGACGGUGAAUGCACUCGCGCCGACCUGGACCAUCGUCUGCACGAGCUAUCGGACGAGGAGCUGGACGAGGUCAUCCGCCAGCGCUGCGAGACUGUGUACCACCCUGCAUGCACCUGCCGGAUGGCGCCCGAUGGGGCACUAGACAACAAUUUGCGCGUGCAUGGAGUGCGUGGCCUGCGCGUUUGUGAUGCGAGUGCGUUUCCCACCAUCGCAUCCGGGCAUACAGCUGGUGCAUGCUUUGCGAUUGCGGAGAAGCUUGCGGACGACCUCAAGGCGGAGUAUGCGGUCUCAGGAUUUUAGGGCUCAGUACUGACAGACCGCGGAGAUCUCCUGGCUCUGUGAAGCUCGAAUCAUGAAUGUACAUAUACUCCAUGCAUUUCGCGUACCCGAUAUCGCCCACUUCAUCCUUACAGAAUUUUCAGUCGCCACUGUCACUUGUUGUGACAGUUGAACUUGGAAAAUGACAAAGGUCGCAGCACG